ACCGCCCGCCCCUCCCCCCACUUCCUGCGCGCCGUCCGCUCCCUCCCCCCGACCUUUGACCCGUCCAGCUCGGCGUCGUACGCGCGCCUGCUGUCCACUUCCGGCACCCACGCCGUGCGGUCAGCGCGCCUGGGCGGCCGCGUCCGAGCGCUGACCGCCGUCCGCCUGUGCCGCGCCGCCAUGGCCGGAGUGACCGCCGAGGAAGCGUCCGACUGCCUGAUGGCCGAAGCCUCCUUCGGAGCGGUCAGCGCGGCCGCGGGCGCGUGCCGGACGGCGCGGAGGUGGCUGGAGGGCAACGAGAGCUUCGGCGAGUUCUUCGGCCAGAGGUUCCUGGAGGUGGACGGAGGAGUGGACAGAGACGGCGAUCUGGUGUUCGGCCGGCCGGAGGGGUUCUCCAAGUGGUUGAGGGGGGUUCCAGAAGCUCCGGCCGUUGUCCAGGCUGACCUUUGGCCUCUCCACGCCCUGGUGCCGCCCAGUGACCCCAGGAGGGCGGCCUUGAGGGCGGCCAUCGGCAGCUACGUGGCGGCCAAAGCGCUGAGGGUCAACUGCAGCUGCGGCCGGAGUGGACACACCAGAGGUCAGUGGUCAUUGGGGUGGUCAGUGGUCAAUGGUCAGUGGUCAGGGGUCAGUGGUCAGUGGUCAGUGGUCAGUGGUCAGUGGUCAGGGGUCAGUGGUCAGUGGUCAGUGGUCAGUGGUCAGUGGUCACCAUCGGCAGCUACGUGGCGGCCAAAGCGCUGAGGGUCAACUGCAGCUGCGGCCGGAGUGGACACACCAGAGGUCAGUGGGCAGUGGGG
Parus major (Great Tit) is the source of this 794-nucleotide messenger RNA. RefSeq names its product perforin 1 (gene PRF1). The annotation marks the transcript as partial. The transcript has a single exon. The record is from RefSeq and is a predicted model, not a curated record. Lineage: Eukaryota; Metazoa; Chordata; Aves; Passeriformes; Paridae.